Messenger RNA from Exaiptasia diaphana, 3121 nucleotides. Its product is annotated as chloride transport protein 6-like. Gene Ontology annotation, biological process: transmembrane transport; chloride transport. NCBI's taxonomy places the organism in Eukaryota, Metazoa, Cnidaria, Anthozoa, Actiniaria, Aiptasiidae. The transcript has 22 exons. The record is from RefSeq and is a predicted model, not a curated record. Gene Ontology annotation, cellular component: intracellular membrane-bounded organelle; lysosomal membrane. Gene Ontology annotation, molecular function: voltage-gated chloride channel activity.
CGARACUUCUGCCAUUAGUUCCUUGCUGGUUCGCCUGUUUUUUUCUUUAAUAUGGCCUCGAUAAAUGAUCCAGAUCGCGAAGAUUAUCAGGUUUUGGAACUAAGAAAGCGCCCUAAAGGAGGAAAUUCACACAAAGAUAAGCUCCCAAGUAAGGAUUACGAGAGUCUAGAUUAUGACAUUUGCUACAACCAUCCAUUUUCACAGAUGAUGAAAUCUAAAGCAACAAUGCCUUUGGUCAGACAAAACCUCGUUAGGUGGUUGGUAACAUUUGUCAUUGGAGUUUUAACUGGACUGGUGGCAGUGUUUAUAGAUUAUUUUGUAAGAUUAUUAUCUGAUUGGAAGACUGGUGUUGUAGAAGUGUCUUUGAAGUAUUGUACUCCAGCUGGGUGCCUUGUGGUGACUCUUCUUAUAAUGAUGCUAUUCAAUGGUGGAUUUGCAUUGAUUGCCUCAAUUCUGACUGUAAUUGAGCCUGUUGCUGCUGGUAGUGGAAUUCCUGAAAUAAAAAGUUAUCUAAAUGGAGUCAAGGUCCCUCAUGUUGUAAGGCUGAAGACUCUUGUUUGUAAAGCUGUUGGUGUUUUAUUUAGUGUAGCUGGAGGGUUAUUUGUUGGUAAGGAAGGUCCUAUGAUCCACAGUGGUGCAAUAAUAGGAGCAGGUGUUCCUCAGUUUCAGAGUCUGGCAUUUAGAAAGAUCAAUUUCAAUUUUCCAUAUUUUAGAACUGAUAGAGAUAAAAGAGAUUUUGUAUCUAGUGGUGCCGCUGCUGGAGUAGCAGCUGCUUUUGGUGCACCAAUUGGAGGUGUCCUUUUUAGUUUGGAAGAAGGSAGUUCAUUUUGGAACCAAGCCCUUACUUGGAGGACUUUCUUUUGUUCCAUGUCUGCAACAUUUACUCUAAACUUCCUUCUAUCUGGUAUCAAUAAUUAUGGAUGGGGAACCUUCAACCAGCCUGGUCUUAUCAAUUUUGGAGUGUUUCAGUGCAACAAAGCAGCAGGAAAAAGAUGUGAUUUAUGGAACAUUCAAGACUUGUUGAUCUUYAUUGUAAUGGGUUUCUUUGGUGGACUGUUGGGGGCCUGGUUUAACGCUCUCAAUAAAGACCUUACAAAGCACAGGAUACUUCACGUUCACACAAGAAGCAAAGUCAUUAGAAUUCUGGAAGCCAUAUUAGUAGCCCUUGCAACAACUGCCAUAGCCUUCUUCUGUCCAGUCUAUCUUGGGACAUGUAAGACAUAUGCAAGUGGAGCCAUAAAAAUGAAUGAUACCAAGAGUUACUUCUGCACUGAGGGACAGUACAACGACAUGGCCACUUUGUUUUUUAACUCUCAAGAAGGAGCAGUAAAGCAACUAUUUCAUUUAGAUGGUGCCUUCAGUUUGCCUUCACUAGCUAUUUUCUUUAUCUGUUUUUAUUUCCUGGCUUGCUGGACAUAUGGUGCUAGUGUACCAAGUGGUCUGUUUGUGCCUUGUCUGUUGUGUGGUGCAUCGUAUGGAAGGUUCGUUGGAGAGGUACUUAGAAGGUUUUUCUACUAUGACCAUACAUACCAUGGUACCUAUGCCCUGAUAGGAGCAGCAUCAUUCCUAGGGGGGGUAGUGAGAAUGACAAUCAGUCUUACAGUUAUCUUGAUUGAAUCAACCAAUGAAAUCAGUUAUGGCUUGCCUAUCAUGAUCACUCUGAUGGUAAUGUUGAAAAAGCUUAAAGUAACAAUGCGCUAAAGAACUAGGGAGCUCUCUAUUGUUCUGCGGCAUAGCAAGUUCCCCAUGUACGAAUGUCUUGGUUUUCACACUGAUUAUGAACUCAAAGCCCACAAUAUCAUGGAGUCAUGCYUGUCAUACAUCUACCCUCAUACAAGAGUCMGAUCGAUUGUUGGGAUCCUAAAGACYACAGCACACAAYGCUUACCCUGUUGUAACMAUAGACAAAGCUGUCUCUACAAUSCCUGAAGAUGAYGACUAYGCUGGCAACCCUUCAUCAACUAACGACGAGUAUGCACGGUCUAAGACCUUGUCAUUUGUUGUGAACGAACAGAGAUUGAGAAGCCAAUCUGUGGAGGAUUCAGGAUUGCAUGACAGAUGGGAGAUUGAUAAUGCUGCAAGAUUGCAGCUAAGGCAACAGGGAAGCUCUAUGGARGAGUAUGGRUCAAUGAUGUCAUCAUCUAUGCCUCAAACAUCUUUUAUYAAUGCAAGACUUGGUUUUGAUGAGUCUGGAAAGGAACAAUCCAACUUUAUGUUCACAGGUGGUUCAAUGAAUUCUAUACCAGAAAAUCAUCUUGAURUACGUAGCUCCGAAAGUGAAAAGCAAUUUGUAACUUUACAUGGUAUUAUUCUAAGGUCACAGCUUGUGACGCUGCUGAAAAGAGGUGUUUAUUAUGCCGAGGCUGAUGGGAUUGAGUCACAACCCAUAGUCAACUUUGCUGGGAUGACGUCUGAAUAUCCACGAUUUCCUGAAGUCUACAAUCUGCACAUCACCCAUAGUGACAAAGAUAAGAUUAUGGAUGUGACACCGUAUAUGAACCCCUGUCCAUAUGUUGUGUUUCCAUGGACACCAGUUCCUCUGGUAUUUAACUUGUUCAGGACAAUGGGUUUACGCCAUCUUCCUGUCAUCAACAACAAGGGCCAGCUUGUUGGGAUUAUUACAAGAUAUAACCUGACACAUGAAUAUAUGGAGGAAUGCUUGGAAAGACUAGAACAUUCUCUUGAUAAUUCUGAAUAGAUUUAAGAACAGAUAAAGAGUUAUAUUAGUUAUAUUAUAUAAAAGCCAAAAGGCCUAUAGUGACAGUGUCCAUAUUAUUAUACAUCUCAUAUAUUAAAUCCAAAAUUCAGGCAAUUUGAACGACUGAUAUAAUUAUAUAUACACGAUGUAUGGACGUAAGGCCUAACUUUUACAAAACCUAUUGGACAUGGAACAGAUGUAAAACAACAAAAUUAUCAAAGUUGWUUUUUUACUACUUAUUAUAGAUAGUCUAUUUAAAUUGUGCGGGCAUACAAUUUUUUUUAAUUUUUAACUGUGAAUUUUUGUAAUGUAUAUUUUGGUCAAUAAUUCUAUGAUUAUAAUAAAAUUAUUUGCUAUUAAAUAACAUAAAUUUUACAGUCUGUACAAAGUAACAGUUUUUACAAAUUCAAAAUUUAAUUAAAGA